Sipha flava (yellow sugarcane aphid) is the source of this 1053-nucleotide messenger RNA. RefSeq lists its product as uncharacterized. The record is from RefSeq and is a predicted model, not a curated record. Bases 1 to 1053 code for a protein of 350 amino acids. The transcript is spliced from 3 exons. Lineage: Eukaryota; Metazoa; Arthropoda; Insecta; Hemiptera; Aphididae.
AUGACUGUACUGUCACCGUGUAAACGCGCCUUUAAUAAUGAAACAAUAGAUAAAAUAACCGAACGGCAAUAUUCAGAAGAAGCUACAUUCUGGAAAAAAGUGUUACAUAGAAUUAUAAAAAUAAUUCUACAUCUUACUUCUGGUAACACAGCAUUGAGAGGUCAUGAACAGAAAAUUAAUAAUCCUGAACAAUUUGACGGAGAAGAUAUAAAUAAAUGCAGAGGACAGGGGUAUGUUGGGGCUUCUGUCAUGAGUGGCGUAUACUCCGGAGUCCAAAAAAUAUUAAAAGACAAAGAUCCUACAGCAUCUUAUGUUCACUGUUGUGCCCAUAACUUGAACUUAGUCAUAUCAGAUGCAGCUAAAAGCUGUCAAAAAGUAGUAUCAUUUUUUGAAACUGUUCAAGCAGUUUUCAAUUUUUUGAGUUCCAGUGCUCCUAGGUGGGCUAACUUAGCAUUUGGGAAUGAUGAAAACAGAAAAAUUAAACUGAAAGUCUUAAAAAAGGUGUGUCCAACUCGAUGGGAAUCACGACAUGAGUCUAUAAAUGCAUUAAAGUUAAGGUUUAUAGAUAUUUUAAAAGCAUUAACUAAUAUAUCAUUAACUAGUUCUAAAAAAGAUGAAAAAGCUUCUAAGCAUUACACCAAAUCCCUUCAGAAACAAAAUACAAAUUUGCACAAUGCAUGCCAAAACUUAAAUGAAGCCCAAUCAAUUAUAGAAAACUUAAGAGAUAGCUAUGAAAAUAUACUGUUGGAGUGUAAAGAAUUAUGCUCCAGAUGGGGAAUGACUCCUAACUUCCAUGUUAAGAGGAGUAGACUUGCUCUACAAUAUUUUGAUGAAAUUGAUGAUGAUCGUCGCCUAAAUAUAACUGAUGAAAAUUUCAGGGUUAAAAUUUUUCUACCUGUGAUUGAUACAGUUAUAUUUCAAUUAAAUUCACGGUUUCAAGGACUACAAGAAGUUACAGAGAAUUUUGAUUUCUUAUUUCCUACAAUGUUAACUAAAAUGGACGAAAAUGAUAUCUCUAAGGCUUCAAUGGACUUUUUUUUAUUUAUACAAUGA